Gongylonema pulchrum is the source of this 549-nucleotide messenger RNA. The record is from the annotation of a GenBank genome assembly. Lineage: Eukaryota; Metazoa; Nematoda; Chromadorea; Rhabditida; Gongylonematidae.
AUGGUGUCACGAAGGGAAAGCGGCGAACUGGGGGACACUGGAAAGCAGCGCGAGCAUCCCGGAAAAGCAGCGGUAAGCGAGGUGCAACAGCUGCUGCUGCUACUGCUGGUUAGUGCGAUUAAAAAAGAAGCGGUAGCACAGGGAAAAGCUGUGACGAGCAUUGUGGGAAGGAAAAGGAAGCACAAAAAUGAUCUGCUGAAGGCUCGUCCGGAUAUCGAGGAUUUCCAAGCAAAUCCAUAUCUCUAUUCGCCGGAACCGCCCAAAUUUGUCAGUGUCACUUCGUACAGUCGCAUAAUGGCGCAUCGGAUUAUUCUGCAGGGAGAUGUGAAGAAUUUGCGACGAGUUGCAUACGAUAAUAAUCGCUUCAAUGUCGCUGCUUUCGCGCAGACUUAUUGCAGUGCAACGAAGUUAACGGCCGAAGGAGAGGCGGUGUUGACCGGGAACCAGAACCUGAUAAAUGCAGUGCUUUCGCUGAAAGAUGAUGCCAAAGCUGGACAGGCUAAAUGGGAGCCAGUGCUGCUGAGUGAGGUAAACAUUCAGCAGUUUUAA